AUGACGCCGCUCCUCGUCCUUGGCCGCGCCAGGCUCUCCUUCCUACUGCGCCAGCCCUUCGGCUUCACCAGUGCGAUCCCUUACGGCGCCGCGGGCGGCUACAGGACGUUGAGGCGGAUGGGCUGGCGAGUAGAGACCACGCCUCACUUUUUCACAGGGGGGAUCCGCUUUUCGCUGCGCAUGCUCGAGCCCCCGGCGAGGGCUUCCUGGGCCGUCGCGGAGCGGGCCUGGGUCGCUGAGGCGGCGGUGCUCUCCGAGGUGAUUGCCUCGACGGGCCUCGAGCUCAUCCCCAGCGGCCCGACCUUCAAGGCGCGGUGCCCGUUCCACAAGGGAGGCGAAGAGCGCACGCCGUCGCUGAGCAUCGACGACCGGACCGGCUACUGGAAGUGCUUCAGCUGCCAGGAGGGCGGAGACGCGGACGGCUCGCUCUUCGACCGGUUCGCCGGCCGCCUCGUCAUCCCCAUCUCCUCCUCCUCCGGCGACGUGGUCGGCUUCGGCGCCCGACUCUCGGACGUGUUCAAGAAGUCGGAGCUGCUGUACGCGCUGCCCGUCGCGCGGUCCGCCGCGCGGCGCGCCGACGCGGUCGUGCUCGUCGAAGGGUACAUGGACGCGAUAGCGCUGCACGCGGCGGGCGUCGAGAACGUGGUCGCGUGCCUCGGCACGGCCAUCUCCGAGGCGCAGCUCGAGAUGGCCGCCCGCCUCUCCCCCUCGCGCGUCGUGCUCCUCUCGCUCGACGCCGACGAGGCCGGCCGCGCCGCCGUCCGCCGCCUCGCCCAGCGAGGCACGCUGCAGAGGCUCGACGCGCGCGGCGCAACCACACGCGUCGCGUCGCUGCCCGCCGGAUGCAAGGCGCCGAGGCGCGGCGCUGUCUCGGAGCUGGCCUCGCUGCUGGCGUCGAUCCCGCCCGGCGCGCGGCGGCUGCUUCACACGCGCACCUUCUCGCUCACCCUCGCCGGCGGCGACCGGCGCUUCGCCGAGAGGAUCGAGGCGUUGCUCGAGGGGUGGCCAGCCGCGCACGACGGCGCCCCCGGUGUCUGCGCCGCGGCGGCCUCACGCGACGCGUCUGCCGCCGCGCUCGCCGAGCACGUCUCUCCGCCGCACUCUUUCGAGCGGCGCGCACGCGCGCGCGCAGAGGUGCUGGCGCUGUACGCCUUGCUCGCGGAGCCGUCGUUGCGCGAGCCGGACGGCGGCGGCGGCGGCGAGGGACGCGAUGCAGACGGGCCGCCAACGGCUGCCGACCCCGCCCUCCUCGAGACGUGGCCCGAGCUGGCGGUGCUACGAGACCCCUCGCAGCGGCUCGCCGACACCGCCACCGCUUGGGCCGCCGGCGAGGAGGGCGCAGCGAGCUGCUCUGACGACGGGGCGGACGGGGCGGGCGCGCUGUCGGCGGACGCCGAUGCCCUGGUCCGCAAUGCCGCCGCGUUCGGUCUUGAGGCACCGGCACAGCCCAGCACUGCCGACUGCGACUGCUGCGACUGGCCGGGCGCAGGGGUCGAGGGCCCAGAAGUAGUAGGCAGCUGACGCAGGAACGCUAGUUGUGACACGUGUUUCCGUGACAGAGUGAGUACUGACGUCCUGGACUGUACGUAUAACCGCCACAGGUAGAGAUGGAGAGCUCUGAGUCUGUGUCGUGUGUAGGGAGAUGUGUGUUAAUUCCGGCAUGUACCAUGUGUUG
Molecule: messenger RNA, 1675 nt
Organism: Emiliania huxleyi CCMP1516
Lineage: Eukaryota; Haptophyta; Isochrysidales; Noelaerhabdaceae
Exons: 12
Coding region: 1-1521 (506 amino acids)
Biological process (GO): DNA replication; DNA replication, synthesis of primer
Cellular component (GO): cytoplasm
Molecular function (GO): zinc ion binding; DNA binding
Source: RefSeq, a predicted model, not a curated record